Paramecium tetraurelia is the source of this 627-nucleotide messenger RNA. RefSeq lists its product as uncharacterized. The transcript is spliced from 2 exons. The record is from RefSeq and is a predicted model, not a curated record. NCBI's taxonomy places the organism in Eukaryota, Ciliophora, Oligohymenophorea, Peniculida, Parameciidae.
AUGAAAGUAAAAAUUAAAAUAAGCACAUCAGAUUAAAUUGAACCUGAAUUAACUAAUAUGUAUCAUAAGAAUAAUAAACUCAUUGAUAUUCUGCAAAAGCUAUUAGCUGAGUUUAAACUAAAUUACCCAUACUCUUAAAACAGUGAUGCAAAAGAUCCUGCGAAAAUAGAAUUAGAAAAAAGAAUUUUAAAGUACACUAAUAAAAUGGAAAAAGACUGGAAAGAUGUAAAAGCGGUAGGAGAUGAGCUAAUAAAAGAAUAUAUAUCAGUUUAAGAUUAAAGAGUGAAACUCAAACAACUUAAGAGCUGUAUAGCAGAAUUGAAUGAUAAACUAACAAACGAGAUUAAGUGCAUGAGUUAAUUUUAAGCCGAUUAUUCUUAAGAAGAAGUUAAUGAAGAUAACAUCCUUAAAAUAUUAGUUUUAGAUUAAGCAGAAGAUUAAAUUUGCAACCUAUAAGCAAACAUACAUGGAAUACGCGACACAUAUAAAUAUACAUAAAAUCGAAUGAAAACCAGUAGCAAUGUAACUUUAGAGUGGGUUUGUUCAAUUGUAAAGUAGUUGGCUGAAUAGGAGUUUAAUGAUAUACAAUUAUUAAAAAAGUGCAACGGAUACUUUUACAAUUAAUGA